AUGUCUUCGUGGAACCCCGAUCGUCUCACCCAGUUUGAGACACAACAAGAAGACGAAACUCAAUACGUCUCGUCUCCGGAGAUUGUUGUGGCAUCAAGACCAACGCAGAAUUUGAGUGUGCCUCCAACCAAGGUCACCCAGACACAGACACCUCAGAAGGCGCAGAACGAUCUUGGAAUAUCACCGUGGUCUCCUUGGUCUCAAGACCAAUUCCUUUCUCUGAUGAAUCAAGACAAGAUGAGACGCAACAAGAACAGCAACAAGCGCAAGGUUGUCAGUACUCUUGUCACCUCGAAGAAGAAAGCUUCUCUGAAAACAGCUUCCAAACCGGCUUCAGCUGCAGCCGUUCUGCCUCGAGUUACUGCUACCAGUUCACCUGUCAUGCCCCCUCUUCGUGGCAGUGGUAAAGUACCGGAGACUGACCGACGUCGUGGAUGCUGUGCAGCAUUGGGGAAUCUUUGCCCAUAUCCCCAAAUGGAAUGCUACCGCCACAAGUGCAGCACUUGUGGAGUUAACUGUCACUCCAUCCUUCCCUGUUCGGUGAUGUGUGAAGAAGGCUUUCUCACCUGCCGCAACUGCAUGGAGGUAAAUGCUUCCACUGAAGACGAACUUGAGGAAGGAAACAAGUCACCAGACAUGUUGGCCACCCAGAACAACGCUGAAGAAGAAAUAGUAGAAGAAGACGACAUCGAGGAAGAAGGAUUGGAAUGUGAGGAGGACGCGAAUGAAAAGAAGAACCAGGACAUGGAAGAACUCACGCAGUUCCUCAACCAAGAGAAGACUCAGAAGGAAAGGAAGAAGCGUGGCAAGAACUUUACUCCAGAGGAAGAUGUUUUCAUUGUCGAAUCUUGGUGCAGCCAAACUGAAGACUCCAGGAAUGGUUCUGACCAGAGGCAGUCGGACUUCAACAAGAAGCUCUUUUCCAAUUAUGUUGCCUUGGUCGACGACCACAAUGAGGUACACGAAGAGCAACUCCCAACUGACCGACAACAGAGGAGUGUGGUAUCUCGCUUUUCCACCAUCAAGCAUGCUGUCAACAAAUUGAUUGCUGUAGUCAAACAGAAUCCAAUCAAGUCCGGCGAGACUCCUGAGGAUCAUUUGGCUCGCUGCUUGGAGAUGUAUGAGCAUAACAUGGGUUCGAAGUUCCAGUUUGUUGACUGCUACCACAUCCUUAAGGAUUUUCCCAAGUUCUCUGCUGCCAACGACAGUGCGCCCAAGAAGAAGGACAAGGAUAAGAAGCACAAGAAAAAGCACCAUCAUCGUGAGCGUUCCUCAGGAAAGAGACAGCAAGCUCUUAAUGACAAGAUUGACAAGAUGAUCGAAAGCAAAGGGUUAAGUGGCAGCGGUGGUGGCAAUCGGACAAUGCAGGAGGCAGCAUCAGUCAGCGAAGCGAUCGGUCAUAUUUCCACCCACCUUGUUGACCAGGUGGCCGUUUCACAGUGGACUGAAAACGACAAAGAAGAGUACUUUCGAAAUGAUGCAACAGAGAAGAAGCUUCUCCAGAUGCGCCGCAUCUUGAAGCUUGAACAGGAGGUUGCCAGUAUGCAGAAGAAGAAGAAAGCAUCCGACAAGAAGGGCAGUGCUUCUAGCAGCGAAGACGAAGAAUGCAACUAA
This is a messenger RNA of Seminavis robusta, 1614 nucleotides long. Lineage: Eukaryota; Bacillariophyta; Bacillariophyceae; Naviculales; Naviculaceae. The record is from the annotation of a GenBank genome assembly.